Messenger RNA from Oldenlandia corymbosa var. corymbosa, 3965 nucleotides. The record is from the annotation of a GenBank genome assembly. Lineage: Eukaryota; Viridiplantae; Streptophyta; Magnoliopsida; Gentianales; Rubiaceae.
CUACUCUCCCUCCAUUCAUCCAAUUCAAGAUGAACUCAAUAUAUAAAAAAAGAAGACUCGUUCACAAUCUUGAUAAUACUAACUCGAUGGCUCUCAGUAUUAAAAAAAAGGGUUAAAAAACUGGAUUACGUUGAAAUGGAGUCGGAGAUUUUCCCACUAAAAUACGGUCCAUGCCUUCCGGGAAGCCGCCGAAGCAAACAUAAAGUAGAAACCACCUUCCCCUCACCAACUCACCAACUGGAGUAAAUUUUUUUUUUUUUUUAUGUUUACGGAAAAACAGAGCAUUUGGAUAUAUUAUUAUUACAUUGAUGCCCAUUAAAUUUCCCUGAAUUUUGGAUCCACUUUUAUCAUUUUUCGUCCUGAUUUUUCUCUCUAUUUAUUCGGAACUUCUUUUCCAACAUCUUUCUCUAUCUUCGUUUUUUCCCUUCUCCAUACCGUCUAUUUUUAUCCCUUUCACUCCCCACAGGCCACAACUUAGCUCUCUUCCUUGUGCCGUUGUCUCAGAUUCAGGUAAUUUCCUCUUCUACGGAAUAUAUGGCUUUUUUUAUUUUUUGCUUUACUUGCCUGGAUAAUUUUUGGAGGUGAUGCUUAUGUGAAUUGUAGCCACUAUGGAUCUGUUUUUUCAGAUUGAGCUUAACUUUCUCAGCUAUUAAUCUGAUGGGUUCUGCAUAAAGUUUUAAUCUUUGCUCUUCCUAACAUUGUGUUAAGAUGAGUUUUCAAUGGAUAAAAAGAUGAAUGUUUUUUUUCUUCCCCAGCUCAAUGAAACAUUCCUUAGUUUGUUGCUUAUGCGUAUGGUGAAUUUAAUUUGUCGUCCCAUGAUUUUGGAUCUGUUUUUUUUUUUUUUUAAAUUUUAUUUGUCUUUAAUUUAGUUCAAUUUUCUUAGCAAAUGAUUUUAUGGGUUAUGAAUAAAGUUUCAAUUUUCUCUCUGCAUAACAUUGUAUUUUGGUGAAAACUUGUGAUCUUUCCAUGGAAAGAAGAUGAAUAUUUACUGCCAACAGAAGCAUUAUAUUUUGUUAGUAGUUUAUUAACUCCCAAUGUCCCUAAAAAAAUAGUCCACUUUGAGUUUUAAGAUCACUAUAAAUCUCAAAACUCAAUGUGGAUUAUUUUUUUUGGAUAGAGGCAGUAUUAUUUAAAUUGAAUCAACUUUCAAUCAUUUGAUCUGCUGGAAGUCUUUGGUGAUGGGUGGAUCUGACUAUCUUAUGUUGUUUUGCUCUUCCUAGUGAUUUUUUCCCCCCUUUUUCCAUUUAGGGUUGAUAAAUUAUGCAUUCAGAGCGAUUGCAUCGAGCAACUUUUGUAGUUUUGCUCUGCCUACUUUUAAAAGGUAGAAGUUCUCUUGUUAAUCUACACAAAGCAAAAAUUUGAUGGAAAUUGGUGGAUAGGAGUCCAAACUAGCUCUAACUUUGUAAUUUUAUAUGGGGAACAUUGUUUGUGUGAGUUAUGGAAGCUAUUAAAAUAGCUACUGUUUGUUAGAAGAUUAUGUUUCUACUUGUGUAGUGGGAAUCUCAUUGGUGGGGUUCUAAGAAACGGGGUGAUUAUUUAUGCACAUCAAUAUCUUUGAGUUGUUACACCUAAUCAUCUUUGGUGGUGUUACUCAUAAUCUUCUGCUCAUUUGACUUUUUGAAUGCUUCUUGUUCUUUUGAGUUUUGCAAUUUCGUAGUUUGUUCUGUUGUAUAAAUGGUUUCAAGUCGUAGGGCUUUUGAAACGCUCAGGUUAGCCUUUUCUUGCUUUCUCUAGUUAUGUUCUUAUUUGUAUUGAUCUCAUAUACUGCAGUUAUUGGAUUUGAUUGAAGCAAAAUGGAAGUUAGAGGAGGCUAAGUGCUAUGUUCUAUGGCAUUGUCUGGUAUUGUCUCUCUCUCUCUCUCUCUCUCUCUCCCUCUGUUGCAAGAUACCUUGAUUCAUAUUUUAUGUGAUGUGCUUUUUCAGUCAACUUAGAAUGGGUAGUUUAAUUUGUACUGUCAUAUGUAGAUAUCUGGGCAAUGAUUGGGAACAGCAACAGGUCAGGAAGUAGCAUAUUUGGAGCCGUAAUUAAGCACAAGGACACCUGCAGCCAAAGUGAGGGAAUGGAAUUUGAGUCUGAUUGGACCAAGCAUCACAAAUCAUCAGCCUCCACUGCUCAAGCCAUACGUUCUGCAACAUCAUUCAUGCCUUGGUCUUGUAAGAUAUCCAGAAGCGAAGGAUUUCACGAAUUUCUUUAAUCGGAAGCUAACACUUCUACUUGAAAUCGAUCUAUUUAGUUGAAGAAUUAUCAUCAUGCUGUUAUCAAUCCUCAUUGAGAUGUUAUAGUUCAAGAAAUGCCUUGUUUUGUUUACGGGAAGAAGAGGACUACGGGUUCAAAUAUGUGUUUCACUACCAACCCUGUCGUUGAGGCACAGGAUACUACUCAAUCUCAUUUUCAAGGCGGAUCCCGCUCAGUCUCAUCCAAGUUCUCUGAUGAUUUCUGUGUUACCACUCCCAUCUUGCCAGGAUUGCCUGAUGAUGUUGCCAUGUAUUGUCUUGCGCUGGUUCCUCGAUCUAAUUUCCCCGUGAUGGGUAGUGUUUGCAAACGAUGGAGGUCUUUCAUUCGAAGUAAGGAAUUUAUAAUAGUCCGAAAGUUGGCUGGCAUGCUGGAGGAGUGGCUUUAUGUCCUGAGUGUCGACCCUCACGGAAAUGGCGGCAGCCGCUGGGAGGUUUUGGAUUGCUCGGGACAAAAACACCUUGAACUCCCAAUAAUGCCAGGUCCCGUCAAGGUUGGUUUUGGUGUGGUAGUUCUAGAUGGGAAGCUUCUCAUAGUUGCUGGCUGUACUGUUGCUGAUGGAGGAGCUAUCUCUCCCUCUCCUGAUGUUUAUCAAUAUGAUUCUUGCCUGAACAGCUGGAGCAAAUUACCAGACAUGAAUGUCCCGCGCUAUGAUUUUGCUUGUGCGGAGGUAAACGGCAUGGUCUAUGCUGUCGGAGGCUAUGGUAUAGGUGGGGAGUCCCUCUCCUGUGCUGAAAUGUAUGACCCUAUUACCAACAAGUGGACUAUGAUUGAGCCUCUUCGUCGCCCUAGGUGGGGAUGCUUCGCAUUCGGGUUGGAAGGGAAACUUUACGUGAUGGGAGGCAGGUCUAGCUUUACAAUUGGCAAUUCAAGGUUUGUUGAUGUCUACAAUACCAAUAUGCACGCUUGGCACGAGAUGAAGAAUGGUUGUGUCAUGGUUACUGCUCAUGCGGUCCUGGGCAAUAAACUUUUUUGCAUCGAAUGGAAAAACCAGCGUAAACUGGCUAUAUUCGACUCUGACGAUAAUUCGUGGAAGAUGGUGCCGGUUCCUGUGACGGGAAGCACGAGCAUUCGGUUUCAGUUCGGCAUACUGGAUGGAAAGCUUCUUUUAUUUCCCCUACAAGAGGCUCCUGGUUACAUAACCCUAUUAUAUGAUCCAAAUGCAGCCCCAGGAUCAGAAUGGCAGACUUCUGGUAUCAAACCAGCUGGAUCGUGCGUGUGCAGCGUGACCAUCAAGGUAUAAUAAAAAUCUAAAUUAAUUCCAGGAGAAAGAUACCAUUGAUGGAUCUUUCUAAUGCCAUUGUUUGGAAUUGAAUCCAAGUGAAGGAUUUUAUUUCUGCAACCGAAACUGUGAUACGUGAUGUGUUGUUGUAUGUGGUUAAUUUCUUAACUGAUAAAUUACUCUGUGUAUUCGUGGACAUUAAGUUGUCUGUGAUGGAAGUUGGAACCAUAGAGGCUAGAGCUUAGAACUUGCAGCUGCCAGUCUCUGGUUUAGAUUACGAUUCAUGCUGAAGUAUUUACGUGUGGUGUUGUAACAGUUACAAAUACUGAAUGAAAUUGUAGUUACAACUAUAGUUUGCAAUACUUUUUUGACCUUUUGGAUUUCAUCAGUUGUGAUUUGUAAUUUUGUAACUCUUCUGUAUUAACAUUCUCCUUCAUAUUAUGGUAUAACGCGGAUGCUUCUUUUGCCAUUAAAUAAAUCUCUUACAAACAACGUUUAAAGUUCAAACAGA